CAAACCACAAACCCUCUCUCUCUCUUUCGCCCUCUCUGACCCCAAAUUCUCUUCCUCUCUCUCCAACCCAAACCCUCCAUCGUUGAAAACCUAAGGUCCCCUCUACUUUCAAUUUCAUAAUCGGCAUUUCCACGUCUGUGCUACCAUCGACAACGGCCUCCCUCUAUCACCGUGUCUCCCUCUGCGUGUCUCUCUCACCAUCUCCGUCUCCCUCUCACGGUCUCACCAGUCACCACCGCCGCCCCCCUCUCGCAUCCGCUGUCUGUAUCAAGGGGAACAUCUGUGUUGGAUUUCAAAAGGAGGAUUAAGACAUUGAAGCCACCUGCUUUUUCAAGGAUUUUUGUGAUGUUGGUUGGGCCUGCAGGUGCAGGGGCAUCAGCUGGUGGUGCUGGAACUGCUGGCCCUGCAGCAGGAGCUUGGGCUAAGAUUUUGGUGCAAUGGGAAAGGAAAAUGAGUAGAAGUGAUUCUACCAAGUAUUGAAGCAGCCGACCGCCUCGGGCCGAAGCAAAAACACUGGUUCAUAUUAGGACGCUACUUGCUAUUGUCGGAAACUGAGGCUGAAGACAACCCAAAUGUUCUACCUCAGCCGAAUUGAGCACACUCUGCGUCUGCCUCCUCAUCUGCUUAGCCUUCGUCUAGAAGAUGCAGUUAGGGGAGAGCUUGAGAAGCUUUUCUUAGAUAAGGUUAUCGCCAACUUGGGACUUUGCAUUUCUGUGCAUAGUAUCCAAUCCAUUAAGGAUGGCUUUAUCUUACCUAAUGAUGGUCAUCCCACUUUUAGGGUGGAGUUCACACUGAUUAUGUUUCGUCCAUUUGUGGGAGAGAUAAUUGUUGCAAAACUUAAAGAAUCUACUGCAAAUGGUUUACGUUUGUCCCUCGAAUUUUUUGAUGAUAUUUAUGUACCUGUUCAUCUUUUGCCUGUUCCAUCCCAUUCUGUGCCUGACCCAGGAAAGAGGGAUAGAGUCAUGUGGAUAUGGAAGUUUCCUGAUUCAGAUGAAGAACUUGUUAUUGAUGGGAUAGACCAGAUAAAAUUCCAAGUUCACAGUGUGAACUUUCCUCCAAUUCCAAUUGAGCAGCCAGAAGACUCAAAACCAUUUGCCCCUAUGGUGGUUACAGGUUCAAUUGAUUUUGAUGGUUUGGGCCCUGUUUCGUGGUGGGUGGAUGCAGAAGAUAAAGAUGAAGAACCUGAAGAUCCUUAAGCUGACAGACCUUCAGCAAAGGGGAGCUAUAUCAUGUUUCUCAUGAAUGUGUUUGAAGGCAUGAAUACAAUUUGAUUUGAGCUUGUAACUUCUUCAUUUUAGGUUAUACAUAAACUAUUGUAGUUCAAAUUAGCAUGAUGGGAAGGUGGACAAACUUUAGUGGUGUAGGGGGUAAGACAAUAUUUGUAUGAAUUCCAUUGUGAAUCAGCUUAGCUUGAGCCUUGAGGGUUAGUGGUUUUGACCUGCUGCCCCAUUUGCAAUAUCUUGGGGAAACUGCUACUUGCACAUA
Molecule: messenger RNA, 1485 nt
Organism: Prunus mume (Japanese apricot)
Lineage: Eukaryota; Viridiplantae; Streptophyta; Magnoliopsida; Rosales; Rosaceae
Source: RefSeq, a predicted model, not a curated record